AUGGACUCGAACAGGAAAUCUACGGUUUCCUCCUUCUACGGCCGAAAAACCUCUAUGGAUGCAUUGAACAGCGAUUUUCCUUCUCCCUCGACCCCAAAUAUCCAUAAUUACCAACAAGCCAGGGGGCGAGACGACGUUUCGUCAUUCUACGAUGCUGAACACCGAAAUUUGGAUAAUGGUCAACCUGGUACAGCUGGUUAUAAUCGCAACUCAUUCUUUUUUGCUGGGAGAGAGGAACCUGUGAAGGGUGGCCGAGAUGAAGAAGAUAGAGGACACGGUGAAGCAUGGGACGUUUACGCUGAUUUCAACAAUGCCGGUCCAAAAUACAGUUCCGUCUUCGAUGCUACCAGCCAAGAAGGAUACCAACCAUUAGCGCAUACUCCAAAGGCUGAAGAUGCCAGCACAAUUGGCCCAGUUGAGCUGGUAACUGUACCUGCGAUGGGACCUGAGUGGAAGCGGGAAGAAAUGCAUAACAUGACGAAGAAGUCACGGAAGGCCAACAAGGCGGAGGCAAGGGCUACCAAAUGGAAAGAAUGGAACCGUGGAAAUCGAGGUUGGUGUGGAGGGUGGCUCACAAGAAGGGUACUGGUGAUCGUUGUCUUUAUAAUCUGCGCGAUCAUUGGAAUCAUUCUGGCCUUUGUUAUCCCUCGUGUACCCAAAUUGGCAUUUAACAGUGAUCACCCGCUAGCCAAUGCAACAGGAAGCUGGGAAGAGGCUGUGCCUCUCACUUUCCAACGCUCACCCGCCAACUUUAGCUUCGCAGCGUUUGCCGAUUUGCAAGUGGAUACCACUGCCAGCUAUGUUCCUAUCAAAUUCAACCCGUUGCAUGCAGAGGUUUACGACACAGACACGAACCGUAAAGUUGGUUCUGGUGACCUAUCCCUCACAUUACCCCCGAAACGCUUCAACAAUAUCCUGCUUCCGCUGAACUUCAGCUAUAUCGCCUCCAAUGACACAGACCAGACUUGGAGAAAUUGGUAUGACGCUUGCAAAAACCAAGGCGCUUCUCCUGGUGGAGUGCGGAAGGGCCUCAAAUUCCGACUCGUCGUCGAGAUGCACAUAUUCGGGCUGAUCGGUACGCAGAAAACUUCAACCCCAGUGUCCAAUGUUGCAUGUCCCAUCGAGCUACCUAUCACCAGCGUGUAAAAGCUCUUUCUCCUUGCCGGUCGUUUGAUGUUUUGCUCUCCUUAAAAAUCAACGUUCUUUACAUCUAUCCUCCCUACAUAUAACGUGGACUCUUCUGGGAUGUCUUUUCUUAAUCUUUAUUGUUAUUGACAGCCACGCCAAGUUACAGUGUCUUAAUUCAGACUUAUGCGUCCUCCAUUUCCGUUUCCACUUUCUACAUCUCUAUCGCUAUCGUUAUCAGUGGCUGCUCCCAUACUGUAAGAUACUUACAUGGACUUUCUUCAACGCGAGUGAUUUGUGGUGUCACGUCCCAAAAU
This is a messenger RNA of Marasmius oreades (fairy-ring Marasmius), 1442 nucleotides long. RefSeq lists its product as uncharacterized. The transcript is spliced from 5 exons. Lineage: Eukaryota; Fungi; Basidiomycota; Agaricomycetes; Agaricales; Marasmiaceae. Bases 1 to 1146 code for a protein of 381 amino acids. The record is from RefSeq and is a predicted model, not a curated record.